Molecule: messenger RNA, 3902 nt
Organism: Aphanomyces astaci
Lineage: Eukaryota; Oomycota; Saprolegniomycetes; Saprolegniales; Verrucalvaceae
Exons: 8
Coding region: 120-3902 (1260 amino acids)
Biological process (GO): positive regulation of transcription by RNA polymerase II
Cellular component (GO): nucleus
Molecular function (GO): ATP-dependent chromatin remodeler activity; DNA binding; ATP binding
Source: RefSeq, a predicted model, not a curated record
CGGCAUUAGAUAUCGCGCGAAUCAGCGGUCUUUUUUGAGAUUUUUGAUCUCCGACGUCGAGACCCCGCGCAAAUUCAAAGGGACAUUCGACACACAAGCGUGAAGAGAAGGAAGUGUCCAUGGAGCCAAAUGCCGCUGAACUUCGCCAGCUAAUGGCAGCUGCCGUGCGGAUGCGGGACGAAGGAAGGACGAGUGAUCCCAGGUACCAACAAAUUGUGGCCGUGCUUCGUGCGCAUCAGCAGCGAAUCGCCGACGCGCGACAGGGUCUUGCAUCGUCGAACAGUACUUCAAAUGCAGGAACGUCCGUGUCUGGUUCAACUCCAGCGACUGGAGAUGGAUCGACGAACUCGGGGGACCUCGGUGGCAAACAACAUGGCUCGAAACCCGCGACAUCCUCGAAGCAACCAACGUCGACAAGCAGUAGCACCGCCCCCUCUGCAUACCAUCCCAAACGAGCGACGGCGACGACGACUGCAGCUUCGUCUUCGAUACCAGCAUCCGCAGGAGGGUCAACGGGGCCGAGGAGAUGUGUGUUUACCGAAACCCAACUGACGCAUCUGCAUCAACAGAUCCGAAAGUUCAAGCUGCUCAGUCGCACCAUGGACGAACUACUGGCGAAAGACACGGAGCUGCUCAAAGCAAACAACCUGGCUCCUCCUCCACAUCCCCAGUCCACUCCAUCGGUGUUGCUCGCCACGCCCGUCAAGCCCGAACCGACCCCCGCGGACACGAAUCCCCCUCCAUCCCCCUUAUCCCAUCCUCCACUACUGGUGCUCAAGGACACUCCCGUCAACGCUAUACCAACCGUCAAGCAAGAAGUGAAGCCCAAACCCGUGCCAUUUCGCCGUGGCGACACACAACUAGUGUACGUGGCCCCGCCAUCCCUCGACAAGUUUGUCUUUCCGACUCUGAUCGACGAACAACCCAUCGACUUGUUGGCACCCCCCAUCAAUGGGUUGGAUUCGUUGAGCCAGCUCCAAGCGCAUUUACGGGGCCAGAUGCUGUUGGCACAUCACGUGCAACUGGCGCGACUGGGCGACCCCGUCAGUGUCGACCGCAAGUGGUUCAAACGGAAGCGCCCCGUGCUGUCCGUGUACGACCCCAGCGACCGCGAACGCCGGAUGAAGUCGCUCUCGAACGAAAAGCAGCGUCGGGCCACUCGACUCGUGUACUUGCGCGCGGUGGUGGCGCACGCCCGCGAGUUUCACGCAUUUCAUAAGGCUCGAGUGUCGUCGCUGGCCAAGGUAUCCCGCAACGUCAAGUCGUUGGUCGAGUCCAAAGCGAACAAGGCCGAGCGGGAAGAGGACCGCCAGGAGAAGCUCCGCCUCAAAGCGCUCAAAGCGAACGACAUGGCCGCGUACUCGAAGCUGGUCGCCGAAGCCAAAAACGAACGGCUCACGUACUUGCUAUCCCAAACAAACACGUACUUGGACAGCAUCCGCGCCCUGGUCAAGAGCCACCGCGAAAAGUUUGGGCUUGUACCUGCGGCGUCGUCGUCGUCCUCCGAUGUGCCGACGGAUGGCCAAGAAGACGUGGACGAAGAACUCGACUAUUUAGGCAUUGCUGUCAACAGCGAAAUGCCCAGACAGCCCCAGAUGCUCGUGGGAGGCGACUUGAAAGAGUACCAGCUGCGGGGACUCCAGUGGAUGGUGUCGCUGUAUGACAAUCGGCUCAACGGCAUCCUCGCCGACGAAAUGGGAUUGGGCAAGACGAUUCAGUCGAUUUCGCUCAUCACGUACGUGAUGGAAGUCAAGCACAACCUCGGACCGUUCCUGGUCGUCGUGCCGCUCUCGACCUUGUCCAAUUGGGUCAAUGAGUUUCGAAAAUGGGCUCCAGAUAUUACGCUUGUCGUGUACAAAGGCCACCCGCAAGCGCGAAAAGAUAUUUUCCGGCUCGAAAUGGCCAGCAUGCAGUUCAACGUGCUGUUGACGACAUACGAGUACAUUAUGAAAGACAAGCACGUGCUCCGCAAGUACGACUGGCAGUACAUCAUCGUGGACGAAGGCCAUCGCAUGAAGAAUGCGCAGAGCAAGUUCGCCAUGACACUCGGAUCGCUCUACACGUCGCGCAACCGGCUGCUGCUCACGGGCACGCCGCUCCAGAACUCGCUGCCGGAGCUAUGGUCACUGCUCAACUUUCUCCUGCCCACGAUAUUCGAAAGCGUCGACAACUUCGAGCAGUGGUUCAGCAAGCCAUUCUCGCACUUUACGGGCACGGGAGAGUCCAACGAGCUCACGGACGAGGAGCGCAUGCUCAUCAUUCACCGCCUGCAUCAAGUGCUAAGACCGUUCCUUCUCCGCCGCGUCAAGAGCUCCGUGCUGGACCAGCUACCAGACAAAGUCGAGCGCGUGCUGCGGUGCGAGCUGUCGGGGUGGCAAAAGAUCAUGUACCGGCGCAUCCAAGAGGGGGGGUCGCUGCUCAUGGAAGGGACUCAGGACGACGCCAAGAAGACGACUGCGUUUACAGCCAAGGGCCUGUCCAACAUCCUCAUGCAGCUGCGAAAAGUGUGCAAUCACCCGUACUUGUUUCAGACCCAGGGGUACCCCAUCGACUUCGACAUCGUCCGCUCCGCCGGCAAGUUUGAGCUGCUCGAUCGCAUGCUCCCCAAACUGCACGCGGCGGGUCAUCGCGUGCUCAUGUUUUCGCAGAUGACGCAGCUCAUGCACGUACUGGAAGACUAUUUCAACUACCGAGGAUUUCGCUACUUGCGGCUGGAUGGGUCGACGUCCGCGGACGAGCGAGAGCAGCGCAUGUUCAUGUUCAACGCGCCCGACUCGCCCUACUUUAUUUUCCUCCUGAGUACCCGCGCGGGGGGUCUCGGGCUCAACUUGGCGACGGCGGACACAGUCGUCAUUUUCGACAGCGACUGGAACCCCGCCAUGGACGCGCAGGCGCAAGAUCGCGCGCAUCGAAUUGGGCAAAAGAACGAAGUGCGCGUGUUUCGAUUGAUCACAAACUCGCCAAUCGAAGAAAAGAUCCUCAGUCGAGCCACGGAGAAGCUCAACAUGAACAACUUGGUCGUGGAAGCGGGCAAGUUCCACGCCAAGUCGAAAGAGUCGGACCGCCGCGCCAUGCUGGAAUCGCUCAUAAAGAUGGAAAACGAAGAAGCGACCGAAGCAGACGAAGCGCUCGUGAUCGACAACGACGAGCUCAACUCGAUCAUGGCGCUGACGCCGUCCGAGGAGAAAUUGUACCAGCAGAUCGACCACGACCGCGCCACACGGGAACGCCAUCAGUACGGCGCGCACUUCAAUCGCCUCAUGCACACGAGCGACGUGCCGGCGUGGCUCAAGGAAGCCGACGCGGCAGAAUCCCUCAAGGAACACGUCGACCCCGACACGUUGGCCGAGCUCAAGCGGAAGCGAAAAGACGUGUCGUACAGAGACAUGUCAGAGGCGCAGUUUACAAAAAUCCUCGAUGACGCCGACACGGACGACAACCUUAUGAAGAUGAAACCGUCCAAGAAGCACAAGUCGGAUAGUACUACUACUAGUACUAGUACUACUAGUACUACUACUGGUGGUGGUAGCAAGAAUGAUUUUAUCGUCGAGGUCACACACGAACGGUUGCGGUAUGUGUACGACGCAGUGCUGAAAGCGAAAGACUCGAAAGGACGCCUUCGACACCUCCUGUUUGUCGACAAACCAUCAGCAACCGACUACCCGGACUAUUACAACAUUGUCCAGCACGCGAUGGAUCUGCAAACAAUCGAAGACCGCAUCGAGUCGGAUGAGUACACGAGCUUUGCCAUGCUCGAGCGCGAUUUCAAACUCAUGUUUGACAAUGCCCAGUUAUACAACCACCGCGACUCACUCGUGUACCACGACGCGGCGGAGAUGGCCAAAGUGGUCAAGUCCAAGCUGAACGCGUUCAAGAAACCCAAAAAGAAGAAGACUUCCUAA